AUGCCGGGUUACGUGAACGAACGGAUUGAAGCGCUGAAGCGAAGGUUGACAAAGGUUUCCAAAAAGGAAGAUCCUGAGGCGAAGUUCCGCUUCCGAUUCCUCGAUGUGGAACAGAAGGCGAUCUCCGAAGCGCAGGUUUGCAGCUACCACAAUUAUCCCAUCAUCUUGAAUUAUUGUGCGACGUUCGCUGGCGAGUUGCCAACCAAGAAGGAAACGGAGGAAUGGGCUGAGGAAGAAGCUGGAGUUCUUCGGUCCUACGCCUCCUGGGCCUGCGACCGUUCUUGGUGCAACCGGAACACCAGGCGACUCUCUACAUGUAAUAUCCAGAUAUGA
Molecule: messenger RNA, 333 nt
Organism: Symbiodinium sp. CCMP2592
Lineage: Eukaryota; Dinophyceae; Suessiales; Symbiodiniaceae
Source: the annotation of a GenBank genome assembly